AUGAACUCGGUGUCUAAGAGUUUACUGAGUGGAAUAGCUUUUGCUACUACUGCGUUUGAUGUUUGGAAUGACUUAAAGGAAAGAUUUGACAGAGUGGAUGGGUCUAGAACCUAUAGUCUCCAUAAAGAUAUAACCUCUUUACAACAAGGAACUGCUUCUGUGUCUGUGUACUACACUAGACUGAAAACUUUGUGGGAUGAAUUUGAGGCCUUAGUGCCUCCUCCCUGCUGCAAUUGUGACAAAUCAAGAGGUUUUGUAGUGCAUUUAAACAGGCAGAAGUUAUACCAAUUUUUUAUGGGAUUGAAUGAAUCAUAUCAUCAGGCUAGGAGUCAGAUCCUUCUGAUGGAUCCACUCCCAAACAUUAAUCAGGCCUAUGCUAUGAUAGUGGGGGAUGAGAGUCAAAAAGCUGUAGUUACCAGCACUGGUGGUAUGGGCAUGAGUGCAGUUGGUAUGGAGUCGUUGUCUUUGUAUUCUAAGGUUGGUAAUAGCUCAGGCGUAAGUCAAAGGUUCAAAAGGAACUCCCUUCUUGUGUGUGAAUUCUGUAAAUGCAAAGGACACAGCAAGGAAUUCUGCUAUAAGGUGAUAGGGUAUCCUCCUGAUUUCAAGUCCAAAAGAAAGGUUCAAAGUGGUUCAUCUGCAACUCGUACAUCUGACUCUUAUCCAGGAUCUUUACCAGCUCAAGCCAAUUUCUCAUAUGGCUUGACUAAUAAUGCUCAUAUGCCAGAUUUGGGACACACUUGUGAUCCUGUGUCUACUAACAGAUAUGCAGGAUCUGUUAUGUCUGCAACAGGGUCUGGUGCUUCUGCAGUUCCUCACUAUACUACGGUUGCAAGCCAUGCUGAGAAGGAGGUUCAACAACUCCUUCAGGGUUGCACAUUCACAAAGGAUCAGUAUGAUCACAUCCUUCAAAUGUUUCAGAACAAACCAGAACGUACUACCAGUGAUGGUAAUGUAGCACACACUGCAGAUCAUAUGGUGUCUAAUCUGGAUAUGUUAACUAAGGAGACUGUGUCAAAACUUGAAGUUCCUAGGACAGUAUCUCUUCCUAAUGGUGAUGUCACUCAAGAGCUCUUCAGUGGAAGGGUGAAGGAGGUUGGUAAGGAAGAUGGUGGUCUAUAUGUGCUGUUGAGCCAACUAAAUAACUACAAGAAAGAUUCUCUGUGUGCUGGUUCUAAGCUGGACUCAGCACUCCAGGAAUCCACUUUGGAGUUAUGGCACAAAAGACUUGGACAUGUGUCCUCAGUAGGUCUCUCUAAAAUGUUUGCUAUGACUAAACAAAGUUUGUGUAAUAUCUCUAAGUGUCUAGUAUGUCCUUAUGCUAAACAAACAAGAUCUGUAUUUCCUUCUAGUUGUAUCAAAAGUACUGCUUGCUUUGAUUUAGUACACAUUGAUCUUUGGGGUCCUUACAAUACUCCUACAGUUGAUGGAAAUAGAUAUUUUCUGACUAUUGUGGAUGAUUUUUCCAGAAUGACCUGGCUGUUCUUAUUGCAAUUUAAGUCUGAUGUGUGUGUCUCACUUAAAGUUUUUCUGCAAUAUGUGAAAACUCAAUUUGGCAAAUCUGUGAAGGUGUUAAGACCUGACAAUGGCACUGAGUUUGUUAACUCAGUCUGUGCUCAACUGUUUAAAGAUUUGGGGAUCAUUCAUCAAAGAUCUUGUCCAUAUACUCCUCAGCAAAAUGGUGUGGCUGAAAUGAAGCAUAGACAUUUGCUUGAGGUAACAAGAGCACUUCGAUUUCAGGCAAAAAUUCCUUUGAAGUAUUGGGGACACUGUGUGCUGGCUGCUGCUUAUGUUAUUAACAGACUACCUAGUAGUGUGCUUCAAUUUCAGACACCUUAUGAGAAGUUGUAUGGGAGCCCACCUGUACUAACUCACUUAAGGACUAUAGGCUGUUUGUGUUUUGCAAAAGUCCUCAAUGAGCAUGACAAGUUGCUCCCACGAUCAAGAUCAGCAAUACAUAUGGGAUACUCAGAUGUACAAAAGGGGUACUUAUUGUUGGAUUUCCAUAGUAAUUCUUUUUUUACUAGUAGAGAUGUGCUCUUUCGAGAAGACAUCUUUCCUUUUGCUCAAAUGGACACCUCAGUCCCUCCGCCUAUCUUUGUAGAUUCUUUACAAAAUAACCCUGAGUUAUCUGUUCAAAUAGAUCACUUCCCUCCUGUUCUCCAAAAGGCUGACAAUAUGGUGAAUGUAUGUGAGCCAAGUCACACUGAGUCUAACUUAUUUCCUUCUGUCGGAGAAGAGGGUGUCUCUUCCCAAAGGCCUGAUCCUGAUGAUUCGCAUACUGCUGUCCUAGGCUCAGACAAUCUGGAGUUUGCGGUCCUAAUAGGGACAAGAAGAUCCACUAGAGUCAAGCAUUCUCCACCAUGGUUGAAAGACUUUGUCUCAUUGAGUGCUACUAAGGGUGUAAAGUUUCCAUUGUCUGAUUACAUGAGUUAUUCUCACCUGUCUCCCCACUAUCAAUGCUAUAUUGCAGCAACCUCCUUCAUUCGAGAACUAACUACUUAUUUCGAGGCUAUCACAGAUCAGAGAUGGAUUGAUGCUAUGAAGGCUGAAAUUCAGGCUUUGGAAAGCAAUCAGACUUGGCAGAUUACUGAUCUACCUCUUGGUAAAGGCCUAUUGGCUGCAAAUGGAUUUACAAGGUUAAAUAUAAGUCCAGAGGGGAAUAGACAGGUUCAAGGCAAGGUUGGUUGCAAAGGAUAA
Messenger RNA from Solanum tuberosum (potato), 2697 nucleotides. RefSeq lists its product as uncharacterized. Lineage: Eukaryota; Viridiplantae; Streptophyta; Magnoliopsida; Solanales; Solanaceae. Gene Ontology annotation, biological process: DNA integration. Bases 1 to 2697 code for a protein of 898 amino acids. Gene Ontology annotation, molecular function: nucleic acid binding. The record is from RefSeq and is a predicted model, not a curated record. The transcript has 3 exons.